GUGUGUAGAGAGAGAGAGAGAGAGAGAGACUCCUCCAGUCUUUUAAUUUGAGAGGGAAACAAGUCAUGUUCUGUUUCAUUAUUAUAUCGGGUAUGACUGUGAACGCUUAACAAGGGUAAAACGUUACGUUUUGUGUACUUGGGUUACGGGAUUUCACAUUGGACUUUUCACGGAAUACUCGUCAUAACCUUCAACGUGAUGUGUCGAUAUUGGGAUAUGUACUUGAUCAUAUGUUUCUCUGUCAUGUUCGUUGGAGUUGAAAACGUAUCAGAUCGACUGCCGCCUCCGAGAAAUCUGAACUUUAUAUGGCAACUUUAUACAUCGCCUUUCACGUUAUGUGUGACAUGGGAAAAACCUGAGGGUCUGGAUCCUGACUGCAAAGUGAACUACACAGUGGAAGUGCGCCUUGGGCAGGACUGUCCUCCCAACAAUCUACUACAAACAAUAAAGACCAAUGACUUGAACCACACAUUUUAUGUGUCCAAUGAGAAUGGACUGUGCAUCAUUGUUAAAACAUACCCUGAAAACUGUGGAAACAAGGACCAAAGCUCACCAAUCAAAAUCACCAUCCCUCCACUUCCAGUGACGCUGGUGAGAAACUUGAGCUGUUUCUAUUAUUCCGGAGACAGGAUGAUUUGCACUUGGGAUUCUGCUGCAGAUGAUGUCCAAGACCUCCGAUUUUAUUACUGGUUACCUAAGAAUGAAUCGGUCAAAGAGUGUUCAUAUUUAAACAAGACGAAGAAGACUGAAUGUACCAUAUACAGUAAAUAUUUCAAGCAUUCAACAGAUGACAUGUUCUAUCUGUUUAAUGGAACUCUCAAGGGAAUUCCUGUUAACAACACUUUCAAGGAUAAAAAUCCUUGGAACAAAGCAAAACUAAACACACCCAAACUGAAAAUCGUAAGAGUCGGGCAUAGUCUCCAUUUUCAAACGAUCAGGCCACAGUUUAAUGAUUAUGGAGAACAGUGCUUUGGCUACAAGUACAUAUACAGCAAGUGCAAUGAAGAGAGUGUCGAGGUGGAGGGACAUAUCAACCAUACAGUUGAAUAUGACCCAGCUUGCAAGUACAGAGCCAGAGUGCAGAACAUCUUCAAAAACUGUGGUGAAGGGGAAAGUGAACUGAGUGAAGAGGUGGAAUACGGUGAGAACAGUCAUCCGAAUUUGCCUGGGUUGCUGGCAGUCGUUAUUAUCCCUCUCAUAGUUUCCUGUUGCCUGAUAGUGUCUCUGGUGCUACUCAGAAGGAACAAAAACAUCAUACUCCCAAAAAUUCCAGAGCCAGGGCCUUUCUUUAAGGACAUGUUCAAUAACAAUAUCAGAACGACUGAGGAUCUAAGGAGCCCUGCAUUUGGUAGACUUUAUGUCCCCACUGAAGAGUUCGUAGAAAGCAAGAUAAGUCUUGAGCCUGACACCACAUUUCUUCACUAGGGACCAUGAUGAAUGUGCCACACAUGAAAGGAGUAAAACCUGAAACCACUGAAAAAUGUUCAGCAAUGGAUUAAAACAUUUCAAUCAGAGCAGACUCGAAGACUAACGUUUAAACUUACUACAACUCUUUUUGUCCAUCUAUUUCAUCAAGGACUACAAUGAACACAGGAUGCUCACUUUUUCUACAUGUACUUUGACCUCACCGAUUAGACAUUUUGCUGUGUUGCCAGUAAAUUGCUCUUCCUUACAAAAAUGACUUGUUUAGAUGAAUGUAUUGUGAAGAUAAGUGAAGCAAUCAAUGAACUUUACUGGAGAAAGUUGGUUGAAUCUGCUUAUCUGUUAAGUGGAACCGGGGUUGUGCAGGGACCAAGUGGAAUACAGAAGCUUCAACUCACUAAAUGCAAUCCAAUAGAGAAACACGGCAUAAAAAGUUUCAUGGACUAUGUGAAAAAUAUCCAUACUUCAUUUCUUGUACACCAUUGCUAAACAUUUCCAUGCUGGUAUAUAUAGCCGAGUUUUAUAAGGAUGUGGAGUUGUUGCUGCACAUCGUUUACCAACUAAAUAUUCUUAUAAAUGUACAGCUACAAAAAAUUAUUGUGUAAAGAUAUGGUUUUCUAGACACUGUGAAUAAUAUUAUGUGUAUUAAAGUAUGUUUUUUCUUUA
Molecule: messenger RNA, 2088 nt
Organism: Myxocyprinus asiaticus (Chinese sucker)
Lineage: Eukaryota; Metazoa; Chordata; Actinopteri; Cypriniformes; Catostomidae
Product: interleukin-13 receptor subunit alpha-1-like
Exons: 10
Coding region: 199-1425 (408 amino acids)
Biological process (GO): cytokine-mediated signaling pathway; immunoglobulin mediated immune response
Cellular component (GO): external side of plasma membrane
Molecular function (GO): protein binding; cytokine receptor activity
Source: RefSeq, a predicted model, not a curated record